Molecule: messenger RNA, 1573 nt
Organism: Neoarius graeffei (lesser salmon catfish)
Lineage: Eukaryota; Metazoa; Chordata; Actinopteri; Siluriformes; Ariidae
Gene: gatd1
Product: glutamine amidotransferase class 1 domain containing 1
Exons: 7
Coding region: 215-856 (213 amino acids)
Source: RefSeq, a predicted model, not a curated record
ACGGAGCAUUUAGUGGGCGAAACUAGCCUUGCAACUCUAAAUAUGUACUGUGAGCCUUUGAAUAAAGCUUGCUGUGGUGUCUGAGCGCUUAUCUUGGUUGAUUUUAGCUUUGUUAACGUACUUUAUAGACUGUCAUCACUGCUGUUAGCUCUUAAGCCGUUAGCUUGUACGGUUUUUACAGCAGUGAGGACUGUGUGAGCGGAGUGUAAACAAAAUGACAUCCAAACCCACAUGCCUUAUAGUGGCCAGUGCAACGGCUCAAGGGGUGUCGGCCCGGUCCUUCCAGCAGUGUUUCUCCCUCUGUAGUCCUGUGUUUAACCUGCAGACAGCUACACCAGGGGGGAAAACCAUUGACUUCGUUGGUGUUGAUGAAAGCUCAGCUCGAUGGGUUCAAGAUUUCAGCGUUAAACCAUACGCCACUCCUGCCAAACUGGAGUCUAUUGAUGGUGCCCGCUACCAGGCUCUCCUGAUCCCAGACUGCCCAGGAGCUUUGAAGGACCUUGCUCACAGUGGCUCACUGGCUCGCAUCCUUACACACUUCAUCUCUCAGAAGAAGCCUGUGUGCGCUGUAGGACAGGGAGUUUCUGCACUUUGCUGUGCCACAGAGGGACAGAAAUGGAUAUUCAGUGGAUACAGCCUGACUGGACCUUCUGUGUUUGAGCUGGUGCGCUCCCCAGAUUUUGCCAACCUUCCUUUGAUUGUGGAGGACUUUGUGAAAGACAAUGGUGGAUCUUACACAGCCAGUCAAGAGGAUGCACUGCAUGUGGUCCUGGACCGCCACCUAGUGACUGGUCAGAAUGUUCAGUCUACCACAGCUGCAGUUAACAACCUGAUCCUGCUGUUUAACAGCAGGUAAAAUCCCUUGCUUUUUCAGGUGGAAAGCAGUGUUGACCAAUCCUUUUAAUAUUCCUGCUGUUGAAAGAAAUUUGUCUUUUUAUACACACACACAAUCUUAUCUACUUAAAGAUGCUGGAGACAUCCCAAAGAACUUUUGUGUAGUUCCGAAUUUGCAAACUUAAAUUUGCCUGAGAAAUAACCUUAAAGCAAUGCAGUGUUAGAUUUGGCUUGGUGGUGUCCAGUAUGAAGCAGUAUAAAUUACAGUAUGCAUUUAUUAUCUAACCACUUUUGUUUAAAUAUUGCAAUAAUUCACCAGUAUCGUAUACAGCAUAUGUGUGAUAGUGGUGAAUUAUCAGUCCUUUGGCCCCAAAAUAUGAUGAUUGGAGGUAAUGUAUACAUUUGCUUCUAGUAUGAAAUAACUCCAUCCUGUAAAACAGUGGCAAAAGUAUAAAUAAUUCUCUUUCCAUUAAAUAACCUCAGUUUUGGUAAAAGUGUUGCUGCAUAGUGAAGAAUGUCUGUUCCAUGAAAGAUCCUAUCGCCAUAUUUCUGCAAAAAUCACUGAUAGUGUUGAUGUGAAUAGAUGAAGACUGCUACUUCAUAUGAUGUCUAAUAUUCUGAGCCCAAAACUUGAUUGUGUCCUGCCUUUAGUUGAAAGGAUGACAAAGAUGUGGUUGCUACACUUGCACCAAUGACAGUAUUGUACAUAUCCCUGUAAUUAAAGAAUGUUAAUAAAGCA